This is a messenger RNA of Salvelinus sp. IW2-2015, 1860 nucleotides long. The record is from RefSeq and is a predicted model, not a curated record. NCBI's taxonomy places the organism in Eukaryota, Metazoa, Chordata, Actinopteri, Salmoniformes, Salmonidae.
CCACCCAGUCCCAGUCCUCCAGUCCCAGCACAGUCCAGUCCCAGUCCCGUCCCAGUCCAGUCCAGCCAGUCCAGUCCGUCCCAGUCCCAGCACAAGUUCCCAGUAAGUCGCAGUCCAGCACAGUCCCAGUCCAGCCCAGCAGUUCAGAUCGCCAGUCACAGCACAGUCCCAGGUCAGUCCAGACAGCAGCCAGCCCGUCCAGUCCCAGUCCCAGUCCAGUCCCAGCAACCAGCCCAGUCCAGUCCCAGUCCAGUCCAGUCCAGCACAGUUCCAGUCAGCACCAGUCCAGUCCAGUCCAGCAGUCCCAGUCCACACCAGUUCAGUCCCAGUCCGCAGCACAGUUCGAGUCCCAGUUCCCGGUCCCCAGCAAGUCCCAGCCCAGUCCAGUCGCACCAACUGGGGACAGUGCAGAUUCAGGUCGUCACGCUGCAGCUCUCUCAAGGAAGAGUCACUCAUGCUAGAAGCUGGGCCCACAAGCUGGGGAAGGAGAAGGACAAGCUAGAGAGGAGAUCAGCAGUACAACACAGGGAGGUCGGAGCUACGGCUCCGACUCAAACGGUGAGGAAGAGGCCAUAUUCUGUUUUGGAGGAAAUUGUAGAGCUGGAGGUGGAGAACCGAGGCCUGAGGGCUGAGAACGAGGACAUCCGCUGCCAGUACGAGAGGGACUGUUUCGGCCGGGAGCCCUUCAGCAGCAUGCCCUCSUCRCCGUACGGCGGAGACGCUCUGGAGUCKGCCGGGGAGCUGCGGCGCCACCUACAGUUCGUAGAGGAAGAGGCAGAACUUCUCCGGCGGUCCAUCUCGGAGAUCGAGGACCACAACAAGCAGCUGACCUCCGAACUGAACCGCUUCAAGUUCGGCCCGAGAGACGAGGAAGGCGAACUCGGAGUGAUGAUGAUGAUGAAGUCCGGUAAUGGGAGUAACGGAGGAGGCGGGGGUAACGGAAGCGGUGUGGUGAUGAUCGAGGAGCUGAAGUCAGCCCGGAUGCAGAUAAAUGAGCUCAGUGGGAAGGUAAUGAAGCUGCAGUAUGAGAACAGAGUCCUGAUGUCCAAUGUUCAGCGCUGUGACCUGGCCCAACACCUGGGCCUCCGCACCGGCUCCCCGCGGGACAGCGAUGCAGACAGCGACACCGGCCACCGUGACGCCGCAGAGGAGGAAGAGACUGGGAGGCUCCUCUUACUUCACCCCAAGAGGGAGGGGCCUGUGGGUGGCGAGAGCGACUCGGAGGACCUCUUCGAGAAGACCACCACGACCUCGGGGUUUGGAAGUCACAAGCCCUCGGACGAGCUCAGCGCCACCGAACUAUCUAACCGUAGGCGAGAAGACCGCGAGACGUUCACGAAUGUCAAACGAGAAGCAGAGCGCCUUGGGAAGACCGUAGAUCGUCUCAUUAGCGACACGGACAGUCUGAUCUAUGAGGGAAAGAUUUUAAUAACAGGAGGGGACAGUUUGAGUCUGGCUCUGGAGGGGGUUAAUGAAGACACCACCCGCCUCCCCGAUCCCAAACCAGACUCACAGGUCCUGGACACGAUCAACAUCCGUAUGAAGGCCUUCCGCACAGAGCUCCAUAUCUUCAUGGAGAAGGUGGAUCACCUGGGAGAGGGCAUGAGGGAGAGGGGAGGUGACCGGGAUCGGGGAGACGACCUGUCACCCUUGCCCAACCUCACAGAGUCCAGUAGCUUCCUGUCUGGGGUCACCUCCAUGUCACGAGACUCGCCCAUCGGCACCCUGGGACGCGACCUGGUCACAGAURUCCAGGUAAGGAAUUGGAUAAAACUCCUCCGACUUUUGACCUAUAUCUGUCUCUAUCCAGGGGUGCGGCCGAAAUGGCACCCUAUUCACUACGUAGUGCUCUUCCUUUGA